Molecule: messenger RNA, 1053 nt
Organism: Balaenoptera musculus (blue whale)
Lineage: Eukaryota; Metazoa; Chordata; Mammalia; Artiodactyla; Balaenopteridae
Product: transketolase-like protein 1
Exons: 7
Coding region: 28-1053 (341 amino acids)
Molecular function (GO): transketolase activity; thiamine pyrophosphate binding
Source: RefSeq, a predicted model, not a curated record
ACAGUGUGCAGCAGUGCUGCUGAGAUCAUGUCUGUGCUGUUUUUCUACAUCAUGAGGUAUAAACAGAUGGACCCGGAGAACCCGAACAAUGACAGAUUCGUCCUCUCCAAGAGUCUGUCGUUUGUUAAUGUGGCAACUGGAUGGCUGGGGGAAGGACUGGGGGUCGCGUGUGGGAUGGCAUAUACUGGCAAGUACCUUGACAAGGCCAGCUACCGGGUGUUCUGCCUCAUUGGAGGUGACGAGUCCUCGGAAGGCUCCGUCUGGGAGGCCAUGGCCUUUGCUUCCCACCACAGUCUGGACAACCUCGUGGCCAUCUUUGACAUGAAUCGCCUGUACCACAGAGGCACCCUGCCCCUCAAGCACUGCACAGACGUCUUUCAGAAGCGCUGUGAAGCCUUUGGGUGGAAUACUUUCGUGGUGGAUGGCCGCGAUGUGGAGGCACUGUGCCAGGUGUUCCAGCAGGCGGCUCAAGUGAAGAGCAAGCCCACUGCUAUAGUUGCCAAGACCUUCAGGGGCCACGGCAUGCCACAAGUUGAGGAUUCAGAAAAUUGGCAUGAAAGGCCAAUGCCAAAAGAAAGAGUGGAUACAAUUAUCAAACUAAUUGAGAGCCAGAUACAGACCAAGAAGAAGCUUGACCCAAAACCCCCUGUUGAAGACUCGCCUCAAAUCAACAUCACAGAUAUAGAAAUGAUCUCUCCACCUGCUUACAAUGUUGGUGACAUGAUAGCUACUCGGAAAGCAUGUGGUUUGGCCCUGGCUAAGCUGGGCCAUGCAAAUGACAGAGUCGUCGUGCUGCACGGUGACAGCAAGAACUCCACCUUCUCUGAGAUAUUCAAGAAGGAACACCCUGAGCGCUUCGUUGAGUGUUGUAUUGCUGAGCAAAACAUGGUAUGUUCUGUGGGCGGUGAGUGUCUUUCCUGUUGGCUCUCGCUGCUGGGCAACGCCGGGGCCCUUGGCGACAGCUCCCCGGCCCCGUCCAAGGCCGCCAUGCACUUCUUGAACCCCAGGACCGUGGGUGUCAGGAGAGCCGGGCUCUCUGUCUCCGUCCCAUGA